Molecule: messenger RNA, 1995 nt
Organism: Conger conger (European conger)
Lineage: Eukaryota; Metazoa; Chordata; Actinopteri; Anguilliformes; Congridae
Gene: cct4
Product: chaperonin containing TCP1, subunit 4 (delta)
Exons: 13
Coding region: 224-1828 (534 amino acids)
Biological process (GO): protein folding
Cellular component (GO): chaperonin-containing T-complex
Molecular function (GO): ATP-dependent protein folding chaperone; ATP hydrolysis activity; ATP binding
Source: RefSeq, a predicted model, not a curated record
UGCGUCAUAGAGUCUGCGUAGGGUCCUUUCACUUGUGAUCGCAGCCGGUGGCUCUGGAAGUUUCUGUAGCGCGGAGGCGAUUACAGUUAACGAAGAUAGAACCAACACCGAAUCCAAAGCCAUCCGACAUAAGGCGACGCUCCAAGGGAUCAUCAGAUUCGGGGGAUUCAUCCGUUCCCUUUAUUCAGAUUGCUGUAACAUCUAUAGACGAAAAUAAAUAAUCAUGCCCGAAGCCAUCGCCUCAAAACUCUCUGGUGGGAAAAACAAAGGAGGUACCUAUGUGGACCGAGAUAAGCCGGCCCAAAUUCGGUUCAGCAACAUUUCCGCCGGGAAAGCUGUUGCCGAUGCCAUCAGGACCAGCUUGGGACCCAAGGGUAUGGACAAAAUGAUUCAAGAUGGAAAGGGUGACGUCACCAUCACCAACGAUGGAGCCACGAUCCUCAAGCAGAUGCAGGUUCUCCAUCCAGCGGCUAAAAUGCUGGUGGAGCUGUCGAAGGCCCAGGACAUCGAGGCUGGAGACGGCACCACCUCCGUGGUGGUGAUCGCUGGGGCCCUGCUCGAGGCCUGCGCCAGGCUGCUCCAGAAAGGUAUCCACCCCACCACGAUCUCCGAGUCCUUCCAGAAGGCCGUGGACAAAGGCGUGGAGGUGCUGACCGGCAUGAGUCAGCCCGUGCAGCUGAGCGACCGCGAGACGCUGCUCAACAGCGCCACCACCUCGCUGUGCUCCAAGGUGGUGUCGCAGAACUCCAGCCUGCUGGCGCCCAUGAGCGUGGACGCGGUCAUGCGGGUCAUCGACCCCGCCACGGCCACCAGCGUCGACCUGCGCGACAUCAACAUCGUCAAGAAGCUGGGGGGCACCAUCGAUGACUGCGAGCUGGUGGACGGGCUGGUGCUGACCCAGAAGGUGGUGAACUCCGGCGUGUCCCGCGUGGAGAAGGCCAAGAUCGGCCUCAUCCAGUUCUGCCUGUCCCCGCCGAAGACUGACAUGGACAACCAGAUCGUGGUGUCGGACUACGCCCAGAUGGACCGCGUUCUGCGGGAGGAGCGCGCCUACAUCCUCAACCUGGUCAAACAGAUCAAGAAGGCCGGCUGCAACAUGCUGCUGAUUCAGAAAUCCAUCCUCAGAGAUGCUCUGAGUGACCUGGCGCUGCACUUCCUCAACAAGAUGAAGAUCAUGGUCAUCAAGGACAUCGAGCGGGACGAGAUCGAGUUCAUCUGCAAGACUCUAGGAACCAAGCCCAUCGCCCAUAUCGACCAGUUCACCGCAGAAAUGCUGGGCAGCGCUGAGUUGGCGGAAGAGGUCAGCUUGGAUGGAUCUGGCAAGCUGGUCAAGAUCACGGGCUGUGCCAGUCCGGGGAAGACGGUCAGCAUCGUGGUGCGCGGCUCCAACAAGCUGGUGAUCGAGGAGGCGGAGCGCUCCAUCCACGACGCCCUGUGUGUCAUCCGCUGCCUGGUGAAGAAGAGGGCCCUGAUCGCGGGCGGCGGGGCCCCGGAGAUCGAGCUGGCCCUGCGGCUGGCAGAGUACGGGCGCACGCUCAGCGGCAUGGAGGCGUACUGCGUGCGCGCCUUCGCCGACGCCCUGGAGGUGGUGCCCUCCACGCUGGCCGAGAACGCCGGCCUCAACCCCAUCUCCACCGUCACCGAGCUCCGCAACAGACACGCGCAGGGCGAGAUGACCGCCGGCAUCAACGUCCGCAAGGGGGGAAUCUCUAACAUCCUGGAGGAGCUGGUGGUGCAGCCUCUGCUGGUCUCCAUCAGCGCUCUGACCCUCGCCACCGAGACGGUGCGCUGCAUCCUGAAGAUCGACGAUGUGGUGAACACUCGAUAAGGAGCGGCAGAAGAGCCUUCAGGAGGAGGUGAUCGUGGACCUACACCUGCGUGUCCUGCGCUCCGCCGCGGUUUCUGGGCGUGUUUGUUACGGCUCCUGUCUGGGUGCCUUCUGUGUACUUGUCACGUAAUUUAAUAAACUGUUUUUUUGAGACAAGAGUAACCAAA